AUGGCGGGGGGCCGGAGGGGACUUGUGGCCCCUCAGAAUACUUUUUUGGAGAAUAUUGUCAGACGGUCGAACGUUUGGACACUGUCACAUAGACAGACAGACACCAACUUCGUCCUGGGAAACGCUCAGAUAGUGGACUGGCCAAUCGUCUACAGCAAUGACGGUUUCUGCAAGUUGUCCGGGUACCACAGGGCUGAGGUGAUGCAGAAAAGCAGCACCUGCAGCUUCAUGUAUGGGGAACUCACAGACAAGGACACAACGGAAAAAGUACGGCUAACGUUCGAGAAUUAUGAGAUGAACUCGUUUGAAAUCCUUAUGUACAAGAAAAACAGAACGCCGGUGUGGUUUUUUGUGAAGAUUGCUCCGAUAAGAAAUGAACAAGAGAAAGUGGUCCUGUUCCUCUGCACAUUCAGUGACAUCACAGCCUUCAAACAGCCCAUUGAAGAUGACUCCUCCAAAGGUUGGGGAAAGUUUGCUCGACUGACUCGAGCUCUAACAAGCAGCAGAGGCGUCUUACAGCAGCUACAGCCCACAGUGCACAAAGGAGAGAACGUCCACAAGCACUCCCGCUUAGCUGAGGUUCUGCAGCUGGGCUCAGAUAUCCUACCUCAGUACAAGCAGGAGACCCCCAAAACCCCUCCUCACAUCAUCCUCCACUACUGCCUCUUCAAGACCACGUGGGACUGGGUCAUCCUCAUCCUCACCUUCUACACAGCCAUCAUGGUCCCCUACAACGUCUCCUUCAAGACCAAGCAGAACAACGUGACCUGGCUGGUGGUGGACAGCAUCGUGGAUGUCAUUUUCUUGGUGGAUAUUGUUUUAAACUUUCACACCACUUUUGUUGGACCCGCCGGUGAGGUCAUCUCAGAUCCCAAGCUGAUUCGGAUGAACUACCUUAAGACCUGGUUUGUUAUCGACCUGCUGUCCUGCCUGCCAUAUGAUGUCAUCAACGCCUUUGAGAAUGUGGAUGAGGGGAUCAGCAGUCUGUUCAGCUCACUGAAGGUGGUCCGCCUUCUCCGUUUGGGUCGGGUUGCUCGUAAACUGGAUCACUACAUCGAGUACGGGGCAGCUGUACUGGUCCUGCUGGUGUGCGUUUUUGGACUGGCUGCUCAUUGGCUGGCCUGCAUUUGGUACAGCAUUGGUGAUUACGAGGUAAUCGAUGAAGAAACCAACAUUGUUCGCAUGGACAGUUGGCUCUACAUCCUGGCUGAGACUGUUGGCACACCGUACCGCUUCAACGCCAGCGGCUCAGGGAAAUGGGAGGGUGGGCCAAACAAGCACUCUGUCUACAUCACUUCCUUGUACUUCACCAUGACCAGCCUGACGAGCAUAGGUUUUGGUAACAUCGCCCCAACAACAGACGGAGAGAAAAUCUUUGCUGUGGCCAUGAUGAUGAUUGGAUCCCUUCUUUAUGCCACCAUCUUUGGUAAUGUGACAACAAUCUUCCAGCAGAUGUAUGCCAACACAAAUCGCUAUCAUGAGAUGCUGAACAGUGUCCGGGACUUCCUUAAGCUCUACCAGGUGCCAAAGGGCUUGAGUGAAAGAGUUAUGGACUACAUUGCCUCCACCUGGUCCAUGUCACGGGGAAUAGACACUGAAAAGGUUUUGCAGAUUUGUCCAAAGGACAUGAGAGCAGAUAUCUGCGUCCACCUCAACCGAAAAGUUUUCAAAGAGCACCCAGCUUUUCGACUUGCCAGCGAUGGUUGUCUCAGAGCAUUGGCCAUGGAGUUUCAGACUAUCCACUGUGCUCCUGGAGACCUGAUCUACCAUGCUGGUGAAAGUGUGGACAGCCUCUGUUUUGUGGUGUCGGGGUCACUUGAGGUUAUCCAGGACGACGAAGUGGUGGCAAUUUUAGGUAAGGGGGAUGUAUUCGGGGAUGUUUUCUGGAAAGAGGUGACUCUGGCUCAAGCCUGCGCCAACGUCCGAGCUCUGACCUACUGUGACCUCCACAUCAUUAAACGUGAUGCUCUACAGAAGGUGCUGGAGUUCUACACUGCGUUUUCCAACCACUUCUCAAGAAAUCUGCUGCUCACCUACAACCUACGGAAAAGGAUCGUCUUCCGGAAGAUCAGCGAUGUGAAACGAGAGGAGGAGGAGCGACAGAGACGUAAAAAUGAAGCCCCUCUGAACUUACCACCAGAUCAUCCGGUACGGAAACUCUUCCAGCGCUUUCGACAGCAGAAGGAGGCUCGCCUUGGUAGUGACAAACCAGAACUAGAUGAACAUGACAUUGAGAAAGGCCCCAUUUACGUAGAUGUCCCAAUGGCUAACACAGCCAUUACAACCACCAGCAUCAUCACUGUAACAGAAAGCCCCGCAACACCUUCAUCUUCGACACCCUCAUCCUCUUCACCCCCCAGCUGCACUCCUUCAGAGAAGUCCAAGCUGCAGGUGCCAGCCCCCAUUUCUCUGGUUGGAGGCCGUGCUGCUGAACCACUUAAAGCUAAAGGCUGGGGGCGCUUCAAGGAGUCCAUGGCUAAAACUGACAACUGGAACAAAGUGUCCAAGGCUGAAUCCAUGGAAACUUUACCUGAACGGACCAAGGUGCUUGAAACACAGAUGUCUUUAAAAAAGACAGACUCGUGUGAUAGCGGGAUCACUAAAAGUGACCUGCGUUUGGACAAAGUGAGCGAUUGUCGUCUGACACCCCAGGACCGCAGUCCUGUCCAGCCUCCAGAGACCAGGCAUCCUUUCUACCCAAUCCCAGAGCAGACUCUCCAGGCGUCACUUCAGGAACUCAAACUGGAGCUGAAGGACGACCUCAAGAACUUGAACGUUCGAGUGUCUAGCCUGGAGGCGCAACUCACAGAAGCACUUAACCUCCUCAAAGAGAGGAAUUUAAGCUCUGGCUCUCCUCAGCCUCUUUUUGAUGUUUCUAGACCUGCUUCACCAGAACAGGAGAAAGAGGACAUUUUCUCUUGA
This is a messenger RNA of Cheilinus undulatus (humphead wrasse), 2922 nucleotides long. RefSeq names its product potassium voltage-gated channel, subfamily H (eag-related), member 1a (gene kcnh1a). Gene Ontology annotation, biological process: regulation of membrane potential; potassium ion transmembrane transport. Gene Ontology annotation, cellular component: membrane. The transcript has 13 exons. The coding region runs from base 1 to 2922 and encodes 973 amino acids. Lineage: Eukaryota; Metazoa; Chordata; Actinopteri; Labriformes; Labridae. The record is from RefSeq and is a predicted model, not a curated record. Gene Ontology annotation, molecular function: delayed rectifier potassium channel activity.